AUGGUCGCUCCUCAAGAUUCAUAUCGAGCCUUUGCGGGCGCAUCGGCGUUCUCUGACUUCCGUCUCAAGCGAAUCGCCACGGCCAUCGACGCCGUGGAUUUGCAGGCGAUCUGGGUCCAUUAUGUGUCUGCGAACGCCCAUCUACCACAGGAGACAGUAGCCGUACUGGAUCAAUUGCUUGAGUAUGGCAGUUUCCCAGUUGGCCACGAACUGUAUAACCUUCUUUUAAAAACCGUCAUCACAGGGAGCCCUCCUGAGGACCCAACAAUCAAGUUGUUCUACGUGCAACCUAGAUCCGGCACGAUAUCGCCAUGGAGCUCAAAGGCAACGAGUAUCGCUCACGUCUGCGGUCUUGGAGAAAUCGUUAAGAGAAUCGAACGUGGAGUCAUUUUUGCUGCAAAAUUCGCCUCGCCGCCAGACGGAGAGUCAAUCCCAAAUCCCGACAUGCUGCACGACCGCAUGACGGAGAGCAUCAGCGCACAGCCGCCAAAUCUGAAUGCCAUGUUUGCUCAACUUCCGCCACAACCUUUACAACGUGUGCAACUAUCCCAAAGUGCCGGUGGGCCCCGAGCUGCACUCGAGGAGGCCAACAAAUCGCUUGGUCUCGCCUUGGAUGCAUCGGAGAUGGAGUAUUUGAUCGAAGCUUACACCAAUCAACUGAAGCGCGAUCCCACAGAUGUCGAACUUUUCAUGUUUGCUCAAGUCAACUCCGAGCACUGCAGACAUAAGCAGUUCAACGCGGACUGGACGAUAGAUGGAAUCGUGAAGUCAAACUCCUUGUUCUCAAUGAUCCGCAACACCCACAAAGCACAUCCCGAACACGUGAUCUCUGCUUAUAGUGACAACGCAGCAGUUCUUGAGGGCUACACAGCCGGCCACUGGGCGCCAGAGGAAUCAACAGGCGAAUGGAAGCAGACAAAGGAAGUUGUGCAUUACCUGGCAAAGGUCGAGACUCACAACCAUCCAACCGCAGUUUCGCCAUACGCAGGCGCGGCUACAGGCUCCGGUGGUGAGAUUCGAGAUGAAGGCGCAGUUGGUCGAGGAUCCCGACCGAAAGCUGGCUUGUCUGGAUUCAGUGUCUCCGACUUGAGGAUUCCUGAUCAUAUACAACCUUGGGAGCUCGAUAUUGGCAAACCAGCUCACCUGGCAAGCAGCUUGAAUAUUAUGCUUGAGGCUCCCAUCGGUAGUGCGGCGUUCAACAACGAGUUCGGUCGACCAUGUACAACAGGUUAUUUCCGCACACUGUCACUGAACGUCCCGAUCAGUAAUGAUACCACAGAGGUACGAGGCUACCACAAACCUAUCAUGAUCGCUGGAGGCGUCGGUACCGUGCGACCAGAACACGCACUCAAGACCAAGGGCUCUGUCAGUGCUGGUGCACAUCUGGUGGUUUUGGGAGGUCCUGCUAUGCUCAUUGGCCUGGGAGGAGGUGCUGCAUCCAGUAUACAAUCAGGGGAAGGUAGCGUCGAACUGGAUUUCGCAAGCGUUCAACGAGGAAAUGCCGAGGUUCAAAGACGUGCACAGGAAGUCAUCAACACAUGUACCUCACUGGGCGCUGAGAACCCCAUCCAGCUCAUUCAUGAUGUCGGCGCUGGCGGUCUUUCAAAUGCUCUGCCGGAGUUGGUCGAAGACGCCGGAUUCGGCGCCCGCUUUGAACUCAGGGAGGUCGAUAAUGCCGAUACCAGUCUGAGCCCACUGCAAAUUUGGUGCUGCGAAGCUCAGGAGCGCUAUGUCAUGGCUAUCGCGCCGAGCAAACUUUCCGCGUUCGAAAAGAUUGCUCGUCGUGAGCGUUGCGGAUAUUCCAUUGUCGGCACUGCGCAAGAGGAAAAGCGUCUGAUCCUCCUAGACCGAGACUCGGUCGAUGAGCCAACGCCAAUCGACCUUCCCAUGCCGAUUCUUUUUGGCAAACCGCCUAAGUUACACCGCACGGUCGAGUCUCGAAAGCCGCAAUUGCCAGCAUUUGACAGCAGUCUCGCCACUCUGUUGCCACAAGAUGCCACCGAGAACGCGCUUGGCACAGCAAUCGACCGAGUCCUCGCUAUGCCUGCUGUAGGCUCGAAAUCAUUCCUGAUCACCAUUGCGGACCGUACGGUAGGAGGACUCACUGUACGUGACCAAAUGGUUGGUCCGUGGCAGACUCCGGUAGCCGAUGUAUCGGUGACUGCAACAUCAUUGACGACUGGUAUCAGUACGGGCGAAGCUAUGGCUAUGGGCGAGAAACCCACUCUGGCACUUAUCUCGCCUGCAGCAUCUGCGCGUAUGGCAGUCGCCGAGUCGCUGAUGAACAUUGCUGCAGCCAGUCUUCCAAACAGACUUGGCUCCAUUCGAUUGUCAGCCAACUGGAUGUGUGCAAGCAGUCAUCCUGGCGAGGCAGCUGCCCUGUAUGAAGCCGUCGAGGCAAUUGGACUAGAGCUUUGUCCAGAGCUCGGUAUCAGCAUUCCAGUCGGCAAAGACUCCAUGUCGAUGAAGACAAAAUGGGAAGGGAAGGAAGUGACAGCACCACUGUCUCUGGUCAUUACUGCUUUUGCCCCAGUAAACGAUCUAGCAAGCACAUGGACACCAGCCUUGAGGCGGCCCGAGGAUGUCGGCGAGACUCUUCUCAUAUUUGUCGACUUAGCAAGUGGCAAGAAAGCCAUGGGCGGAUCGGCGCUCGCUCAAGCGUUUGGUCAAGUUGGCAACGAGGCUCCAGAUGUCCGCGACGUCGACCACAUCAAGGACUUCUACCACGCAAUAGAACAAUUGCACGAAUCGGAUGUUGUGCUUGCCUAUCACGAUCGAUCAGACGGUGGUUUGUUCACCACACUCGUCGAGAUGAUGUUCGCCGGACGCUGCGGUAUCGACAUCUUGCUCGACAAGAUUGUGACUUCAGCCAGACCGAAGGAUGUUAUUGAGACGCUUUUCAAUGAGGAGCUCGGUGCCGUUUUCCAGAUUCGAAAGAAGGAUGAGGGCCAGUUCCGCGGUGUGUUCGCGCCCAUGACACCGAUUGUCAUCGGCACUGUGCCAGCAACUGGCAAGCAGGACGCAUCAAUCUACUACGGUGCUGAAUGUAUUUACCGUGCGUCGCGGAAAGACUUGCAACAGAAGUGGUCUCAGACAUCGUGGGCAAUGCAAAGACUGCGAGACAAUCCACUUUGCGCAGACAGCGAGAAGGAGAACGUCAACGACGACAAGGAUCCCGGCCUACAGUUCAAGCUGACGUUUAACCCGAAGGAUAACAUCCUACCACUUACUACUUCGCUCACAUCACAACUUCGGGCCAAGCCGAGGGUCGCUAUCCUCCGAGAGCAAGGUGUCAACGGUCAGGCGGAGAUGGCUUUUGCAUUUUCUGUCGCUGGGUUCAGUCCUGUUGACGUGCAUAUGACCGACAUCAUCUCCGGACGCUUCUCACUGGCUUCAUGUGUUGGCCUUGCAGCUUGCGGAGGUUUCAGCUAUGGAGAUGUUCUUGGAGCUGGACAGGGAUGGGCCAAGAGUGUUCUAUUGCACAGCAACACGAGAGCUGAGUUCAAGGCAUUCUUCGAACGUAAGGACACAUUCACACUAGGCGUGUGCAAUGGUUGUCAGUUCCUGUCAAGGCUUACAGAGCUCAUCCCAGGCGCAGAAAGCUGGCCCACAUUCGAACGCAACGCUAGCGAGCAAUAUGAGGCGCGCGUCUGCAUGGUGGAAGUUUGCAACCCUCCACACGCUGCGCCUAGCGUGUUCCUCCACGGCAUGGAGAACAGCUACCUGCCUAUCGUCGUCGCUCACGGCGAAGGUCGUGCGAGCUUCGCCGCCAAUGGCACUUCGUCCGCCGAAGGACUCGUAAAUCAGGGAUUGGUGUCGAUGCGAUACGUCGACAACUAUCUUCAAACAACGACCAAAUAUCCUUUCAAUCCCAACGGCAGUCCUCUAGGAAUUACUGGCGUACGGAGCCCUGAUGGACGCGUGCUUGCCAUGAUGCCGCACCCAGAGCGAACUAUCUUGAAGGAUGUCAGCAGCUAUAUGCCUGUAGGGCAGGCGAAGGAAUGGGGUGAGUUUGGACCCUGGACUCGCAUGUUCAAGAGCGCCCGACGCUGGGUGGGAUAG
Molecule: messenger RNA, 4062 nt
Organism: Dissoconium aciculare CBS 342.82
Lineage: Eukaryota; Fungi; Ascomycota; Dothideomycetes; Mycosphaerellales; Dissoconiaceae
Product: phosphoribosylformylglycinamidine synthase
Exons: 1
Coding region: 1-4062 (1353 amino acids)
Biological process (GO): 'de novo' IMP biosynthetic process
Molecular function (GO): phosphoribosylformylglycinamidine synthase activity
Source: RefSeq, a predicted model, not a curated record